ACUACCAAACACAAAGCAUACAAUUUUUCUGUUCCACGUUUGAAAGGAACCGGGUGAAAAUAUCCUGUAAUUACAGUUUAACCAACUGACAAAACGUUCGCGAAAACACCGUGUAUUUGUACAAGGAUCGUCGAUCGGUACAAGAUUUAAAUGUAUACGUGCACACGAUCGAUCGGUUCCGAGUUUGUUAUUGAUUGUUAAUAAUCGCCGAUACGUCAACCUUUGAACCCCGUCAAUUCGACCAUCGUCGAAAGGGGGGAAGAUAGACAGAGAGAGAGAAAGAGAGAGAGAGAGAGAAAGAGGAGUCGGCGACUUGUUUGAUUGAAGAAAACGAAGAUAUAAAUAGUUUUAAAAAAAGUGAUUCACCGAUCGUCGAUAGAAGAGAGAGAAAAGAGUAAAAAACGAUACGUAAUAUAUCGCUUGAAGUGCGGGAAUUUCAUCUUUUCUACAAACGCGCCGCGUCCUGGCGAUAGUUUCGUUUUUUUUUUUUCUUCUUUCAAUUCGUUACACGUUUUACAACAACAAACAAGGAUAUACGUGAAUAGAAAAAAUCAACAAUCAUCCACGCGCACUUCGUUUCAACUGUCACAACAUAAACCACGUGUUUUUCAAACCCGUUCAAGAAGCCUGAACGCCGAAAGGAAAACGUCUCCAACUAACAGCGAACCAAUCGUUGAGAAGAAAAGUGUCACCUGAAAGCUGGUGGAGCAGAUUCUAAUCGACUAAAGCGGUUUCGACAAGGGUGGAAAAGAUGUCGUCCUCCCAAAGGAGACAGAUGCUACAACCAUGGCCGGUCUGCCUGAUGUUCUCAAACUCGAAGGACCGAAGUAUCUUGCCGAAGCAGUACACGAAGGUACCGACGAUCGCCAGAUCGGCGACAAACGAUUCCAACAUCGUUUACGACUGCGCCUCGAAUUCAACCCUCGCAACGAACGCGAGUCCGUUCAACAGUCAGCUAACAUUGUCGGUCGACAAGAAGGGGAAAAAGCCGGGGGUUGGUAAUUACUACGCCGAUAAUUUGCUCAGCAAUCAUAACGGAUUGAAAAAGUCCGAGACAUACGAUCUUCCGACGAAGGGCUGCGGCAAGGACGAAGAGGGCGAGUACAAGCUUCAGCUCGAUCCGCUGCUGCAGUACCAUCAACACCAGAUACAAAGCGACACCGAAAAGAUGUUUCACUCCCAGGAGUUUCAGGUCAAAAUGACCGCCGGUCCUCCCUUCAAGACCUACUUCCAGGCUGAGGUUCCAGCCAAAGGACACAGGACGCGAUACCUUGCCCAGGUCAUCGCAGCUCUUUCGGUAUCCCUCGGUUCGAUGGUCGUCGGUUUCUCAAGUUCGUACACAUCACCGGCUUUGGAAUCAAUGAAGAACGACACUACGCUAGGAGUGACAGAGGGAGUGGGUUCCUGGAUCGGUAGUGUUAUGCCUCUGAGUGCGCUUUUCGGUGGAAUGGCGGGCGGACCGAUGAUCGAAUACUUGGGCAGAAGAAACACGAUUCUUACAACCGGAUUGCCGUUUAUCGGAUCUUAUCUGCUGAUCGCCCUUGCGAUAAACGUUGAGAUGAUACUCUGCGGUCGUGUUUUGGGAGGAUUUUGCGUUGGUAUAGCUUCGCUCGCGCUUCCCGUUUAUCUCGGUGAAACAAUCCAACCGGAAGUACGAGGUAGCCUUGGACUGAUGCCGACGGCUUUGGGAAAUAUCGGAAUCCUGUUGUGCUACGUCAGCGGUAUGUAUUUAGACUGGUCGGACCUGGCGAUACUGGGCGCGCUACUUCCGGUUCCGUUCAUCGUUCUGAUGUUCGUCAUACCGGAAACACCACGUUGGCACAUCGCUAGGGGAAACAAGGAAAACGCACGUAAGUCGCUGCAAUGGCUUAGAGGAAAAAAGACGGAUGUUUCCGAGGAGUUGAGCGCCAUUGAGAAGGCCCACGCCGAGAGUGAGAGGAACGCCUCGAGGGGUGCAUUCAGAGAGUUGUUCAAGAAGUCCUACACCAAGCCACUGCUCAUUUCCCUCGGACUUAUGGCCUUCCAACAGUUGUCCGGUAUCAAUGCCGUCAUUUUCUACACCGUAACGAUAUUCAAGGAUGCCGGAAGUACGAUCGACGAGAACGUUUGCACGAUAAUCGUAGGAGUUGUGAAUUUCCUGUCAACGUUCAUGGCUACCGUGCUUAUCGACCGACUGGGUAGAAAAAUCUUGCUGUACAUAAGCAGCAUAUCGAUGAUAGUGACUCUGUUCACCCUCGGGGUGUUCUUCUACGUUAAACACCUGAAAAUCGACGUGACGGCUGUCGGCUGGCUACCGUUGACGAGUUUCGUGAUAUACGUGAUCGGAUUCUCCCUCGGAUUCGGUCCGAUCCCGUGGCUAAUGAUGGGUGAAAUAUUGCCGGCAAAAAUUCGCGGAUCGGCCGCAAGUGUCGUUACGGCGUUCAACUGGACCUGCACAUUUAUAGUGACGAAAACGUUCAACGACAUAAUAGCCCUGAUCGGUGCGUACGGCACCUUCUGGUUAUUCGGAUUGAUAACGCUUAUGGGUCUGAUAUUCGUAUUCGUAUUCGUUCCGGAAACGCGUGGAAGAUCGUUGGAGGAAAUUGAAAUGAGGCUUACCGGACCGGUGAGAAGAAUGAGCGCGGUUGCGAACAUAAAACCGUUGCCGACCGCUUGCUAACGAAAUUCAUUCGCGAUCGGCUGAUUUAACCCGCAACCCAUUUUACUUCAAAUACAUUUUAUCUUUUAUACAAAUUCAUUUUCUCAUCAAUGCACGGAUAUAUUCGACAACAUAUAUUUUAAUAAGUCCAAAGAAUUUACAUAGUUUAUUAUUCCAUACAACGGCACUUCAAUUUAUUCAUUUAAACAUCGUUGCACGGACGUUAUAGAUACCCGUUAAUUACGCAAUAUCAUUUAUACGCGAAGAAUGGAAGAAAACGAAGAUGAAAGAUCAAACGCCGACAUAGAUAAAGGGAGAGACGCGUUAUUUUGCGAUGCCUUUUUCCGAGGUAAACGAAAAGACAAGAAUUAACGAAAGAAAAAACAAAACAAAUGGUUCCUCAAAUUUACGAAGCGUGCUAUGUAUAAUAUUUUUACCCGUGUAUAAUAUUUAGUUUAUACGCGGUAUAUUGUAUAGGUAUAUAAUAAUAAUAAUAAUAAUAAUAAUAAUAAUAAUAUAGUGUGCAUGUGUACGUACAUUGUAGUUAUGUGCGUAUAAGAAUUAGUGUACAAAUAUACUAUAUGUAUAUAUGUACAAUAGUUGCAACAGUGUGAAUAUACUUUGUGCGUGUACUUUUUUUUUUUUUCUUAUUUCGUUCUAUAUUAUACGCUCGAUGUUACUGAUAUAAAUUCAUAUUGAUCGUAAAGAAUAGAAGAAGAAACAAAAUGGAAAUAACGGAAAGUGCACAAAGAAUGUUGUGAAAAAAUUACAACGUAUUUCUUUUGGUUGAAAUUAUUUUCAUCUUCGAAUCAAUAUCACGGUGUUAUAAAGAUAUAAAGAACUAAUGAAAGUACAAACGCCGAUAAAAAUGCGUAUGUAUGUGUAUGUAUAUGCGACACACGUUCGCAGGACAUAAAAGAAAGGGAAAAGACCGGGACAUGAGAAAAGUAAAGUAAUGAAGUUAGGAAAAACAAAAAAUAAAAAAAAAAAAAAAAAGAAAAGGAAACUUGACACAGAAUCAUUUUACAGCAAUAUUUUAAACGAAAUAUAACGCGUUAUGCGUAUGUACACACACUUAUAUUCAAUAUGUAACGUGUAUUCGUGAAUAUAGGUAUAUAGCGUCGGUGUUGACUAGAUUCAUAAUUUUUCUCAUGGAUAAUUAUCGUCGUCGUUUUAUGAUGAUCUCAAAAAAAUUUCUAAAAAAAAAAAAAAAACAGACAUUCCUAUAUACUACAUUCCUAUAUACUUGCACAGUCUCUACCUCAGAAUGCAAAGGAUUAAAAAAAAGCUAUAUAUGUAUAUAAAUAUGUAUGUAAAUAAUCGUCGAUUAUGAUGAUGAUGAUGAUAAUAAU
Molecule: messenger RNA, 3990 nt
Organism: Neodiprion fabricii
Lineage: Eukaryota; Metazoa; Arthropoda; Insecta; Hymenoptera; Diprionidae
Product: facilitated trehalose transporter Tret1-like
Exons: 7
Coding region: 752-2659 (635 amino acids)
Biological process (GO): carbohydrate transport; transmembrane transport
Cellular component (GO): membrane
Molecular function (GO): sugar transmembrane transporter activity
Source: RefSeq, a predicted model, not a curated record